Messenger RNA from Arthroderma uncinatum, 816 nucleotides. RefSeq lists its product as uncharacterized. Bases 1 to 816 code for a protein of 271 amino acids. Lineage: Eukaryota; Fungi; Ascomycota; Eurotiomycetes; Onygenales; Arthrodermataceae. The transcript is spliced from 3 exons. The record is from RefSeq and is a predicted model, not a curated record. Gene Ontology annotation, molecular function: RNA binding.
AUGUCUUCAAGCACCGUUCACGUCGCGAACAUCUCGCCCAAGACCACCGAAAAGGAGGUCAGAGAUUUCUUCAGCUUCUGUGGGAAAAUCACCUCGCUGUCGCUCACUCCAAGCAGCGGAGAAGCUGAUGCUACCCAGUCAGCAACCGUAUCAUUCGAGAAAGAGACUGCCUCCAAGACUGCUCUUCUGCUAGAUCAAACACAACUUGGCCCAUCUGCAGUCCAUGUCACUGCUGCACCAAGCAUUGGUCAAUUGGCCGGUGAAAAGGCCACCACAGCCCAUGGAGCAAGAGACGAAGCCAACAACCACCUGGAGCAGGAAGAUAAGCCACGCUCUCGCAUUUUUGCCGAAUAUCUCGCCCACGGCUACGUAAUUAGCGACCAGGCCAUCGAGAAGGCCAUCGGCCUAGACAAGACCCAUGGUAUUUCCGCACGAUUCAAUGCCGUUCUACAAAACUUCGACACCAAGUACCAUGCCACCGAUAAGGCUAAGGGCAUCGACGAGAGCUACGGUCUCACCGACAAGGCUGUUAGCGGAUGGCGCGGACUGAGCUCUUACUUCGAGAAGGCUCUCGAUACCCCCACUGGCCGAAAAAUAAGAGACUUCUACCUCCAGAGCGACAAGCAAGUGAGAGACAUCCACACCGAAGCUCGCCGCCUCGCAGAUUUGAAGAAGGCUUCUUCCCCAGAGUCAGCCAUGGGAGAGCACUCAAAAACUGCAGAGGGUGCCCCAACCGCCCCAACCGGCGUUCCAGUCGGUGACCCUUCUGCCCCUGCAACUGCUGCAGGCACUACCGUUGAACCAAAAAAGCAGUGA